GGGGUUGGACUAUAAAAGGAAAAUCUUUGCAAGAGGUGACAUCUUGUUUCCAGUUCUCCUCAAGCACAGUUGAAUCUGAUAUCCUCUCCGUUCACAAUGCAGUUUUAUGGAGCUCUGGUCCUGCUUAUAACUCUGUCUGCAGCAUGUGGUCUGAAGUGCUACUCAUGUACAGGCAAAGGCUGCACAAACAGUGUAGAUUGUCCUCCUUUGUUUGACCGUUGCUCCUCCAUCGAAGUUAAUGGUGUGGUCACAAAGUCUUGCAUGAGCAGUAUUGCAUGUGGUGAUACCCCCCUAAGCUGCUGCCAGACAGAUUUGUGUAACAGUGCCAUAUCCACUGGUUCCAGUGUCCUCCUCAUGAUGGUGUCCUCAGCCCUCAUCACACUCUUUCUCUGAGGCCGUGGAGCAGUCACUGACUCGGAAUAUUCUUCUUUCUUAACCAAUUUGUACGCCUCAAGAAGAAUUAACACAAAUUUGAUGUGUAAAAGCAGUGAAUGACUGCAGAUUGAUGUUUCCUCAAUAAAAAACAAUAUGAUGAA
Centropristis striata (black sea bass) is the source of this 536-nucleotide messenger RNA. RefSeq names its product lymphocyte antigen 6D-like. The record is from RefSeq and is a predicted model, not a curated record. The transcript is spliced from 3 exons. The coding region runs from base 97 to 393 and encodes 98 amino acids. NCBI's taxonomy places the organism in Eukaryota, Metazoa, Chordata, Actinopteri, Perciformes, Serranidae.